Oncorhynchus nerka (sockeye salmon) is the source of this 2241-nucleotide messenger RNA. RefSeq lists its product as uncharacterized. The record is from RefSeq and is a predicted model, not a curated record. Bases 1 to 2241 code for a protein of 746 amino acids. The transcript has 3 exons. NCBI's taxonomy places the organism in Eukaryota, Metazoa, Chordata, Actinopteri, Salmoniformes, Salmonidae.
AUGUUUGGGAUGCUCUGGAUCAACGUGUACGACAGUGUGUUCCACUUCCCGCCUACACCUAGCAACUUUGCACAGCCAUUGAAGAGGACACCCUCCCAUUCCCCCACUGUCCAGCCUCCUUCCACUCCACCACUGUCCAGCCCCCUCCUCUACCAUCCAGCCCCCUUCCACUCCCCCCACUGUCCACCCCCCACCCCACUGUCCGGCCCUCUUCCACUCCCCCCACUGUCCAGUCCCCUCCCUCCCACUCCCUCACUGUCCAGCCCCCUCCCCUCCCCCACUGUCCAGCCCUCCCACUUCCCCACUGUCCAGCCUCCCCUCUCCCCCACUGUCCAGACCCCUCCCACUACCCCACUGUCCAGGCCCCUUCCCCACUGUCCAGCCACCUCCCACUCCCCCACUGUCCAGUGCCCUCCCACUCCCCCACUGUCCAGUCCCUUCCCACUCCCCCACUUCCCCACUUUCCAGCCCCUCCCCCAAUGUCCAGCCCCCUUCCACUCCCCUACUGUCCAGUCCCCUCCCAGUUCCCCACUGUCCAGCCCCUCCUCCCCUACUGUCCAGCCCCUUUCCCCUCCCCACUGUCCAGCGCCCUCCCCCACUGUCCAGUCCUCCCACUACCCCACUGUCCAGUCCCCUUCCCCACUGUCCAGCCACCUCCCACUCCCCCACUAUCCAGUGCCCUCCCACUCCCCCACUGUCCAGUCCCCUCCCACUUCCCCACUGUCCAGCCCCUCCCCCACUGUCCAGCCCCUUCCACUCCCCUACUGUCCAGCUUCUUCCUCUCCCCCACUGUCCAGCCCCCUCUCCCAAUGUCCAGUCCCCUUCCACUCCCCCACUGUCAAGCCCCCUCCCCACUAUCCAGCGCCCUCCCACUACCCCACUGUCCAGCUCCAUCCCCUUCCCCCACUGCCCAGCCCCUCCCAACUGUCCAACCACUCCAAUCCCCCUCUGUCCAGCCCAGUCCAACCCCCCUCUGUCCAGCCCCCUUCCACUCCCACUCUGUCCAGCCCACUCCAACCCCCCUCUGUCCAGCCCACUCCAACCCCCUCUGUCCAGCCCCUUCCACUCCCACUCUGUCCAGCCCACUCCAACCCCCUCUGUCCAGCCCCCUUCCACUCCCACUCUGUCCAGCCCACUCCAACCCCCUCUGUCCAGCCCCUCCCCCACUGUCCAGCCCCCUUCCACUCCCCUACUGUCCAGCUUCUUCCCACUCCCCCACUGUCCAGCCCCUCUCCCAAUGUCCAGUCCCCUUCCACUCCCCCACUGUCAAGCCCCCUCCCCACUAUCCAGCGCCCUCCCACUACCCCACUGUCCAGCUCCAUCCCCUUCCCCCACCGCCCAGCCCCCUCCCAACUGUCCAACCCACUCCAAUCCCCCUCUGUCCAGCCCAGUCCAACCCCCUCUGUCCAGCCCCUUCCACUCCCACUCUGUCCAGCCCACUCCAACCCCCCUCUGUCCAGCCCCUUCCACUCCCACUCUGUCCAGCCCACUCCACCCCCUGUCCAGCCCCCCUUCCACUCCCACUCUGUCCAGCCCACUCCAACCCCCUCUGUCCAGCCCCCUUCCACUCCCACUCUGUCCAGCCCACUCAAACCCCCCUACCCCUUCCACUCCCUCUCUGCCCAGCCCUCUCCAACCUCGCUCUGUCCAGCCCCCCACUGUCCAGCCCCCUCCCACUCCCCCACUGUCCAGCCCCCUCCCCACUGUCCAGCACCUCCCACUUCCCCUCUGUCCAGCCCAUCCAACCCACCCUCUGUCCAGCCCCCUACCCUACCCUCCAGCCACUCCUACUUCCCCACGGUCCAGCCCACUCCAACCCCCUCACUGUCCAGCACCCUUCCACUACCUCACUGUCCAGCCCACUCCACCCCCACUGUCCCAGCCCCUCCCACUCCCCCACUGACCAACCCUCCCACACUCCAGCCCCUUCCACUCCCCCACUGUCCAGCUCCCUGCCACUCCCCACUGUCCAGCCCCUCCCACUCCCCCACUGUCCAGCCCCUCCCACUCACCCACUGUCCAGCUCCUCCCACUUCCCCACUGUCCAGUCCCUUCCCACUCCCCAGUCCCUUCCACUCCCCCUCCACUACUUUCCAGCCCUUCCCACUUCCCUACUGUCCAACCCCUCCCCCACUGUCCAGCUCCCCCCACUCCCCACUGUCCAGCCCCUCCCACUCCCCCACUGUCCAGCCCCUCCCACUCACCCACUGUCCAGCUCCCUCCGACUCCCCCACUGUCUAG